AGUUCACUGACCUCGCCACCAUAGACGACAUGACAGAGAUGGAGAAGGUGAAGAGCAAGAUCCAUGAAGCAGGUGCUGGAGAUGCCUGGAUUGGGCUGAAGAGGGGAGACUGGCAGUGGUCUCUGGCUGACAGGGAUUUCUACAGAGAGAAUGAAGCAGAGUUCAGGAACUGGAAUCCAGGGGGAGACUCCACACAUCCCUAUGUGCUGGUUACUGAUAAGAAGAGCUGGGCAGAUGCUCAGAGAUACUGCAGAGAGAAACACACAGACCUGGCCAGUGUGAGGAAUCAGGCAGAGAACGACCAGAUGAAGCAAGUUAUAGCAGGUAGUCCUCUGGGGCCCUGGAUCGGCCUGUUCAGAGCUGCCUGGUCAGAGUGGUCAGAUGGCAGCAGCUCCUCAUUCCGCUACUGGAACUCUGGAGAACCCAAUAAUAAGAGAGUAGCAUGCACUCAAAUGAUCCGCAGUGGUCAGUGGAAGGAUGAAGGCUGUGGCCAUCCUAGUCCCUUCAUCUGCUAUGAAGAUGAGCUGGUUCUGGUCCGUGAGAAUAAGACCUGGAGAGAGGCGCUGCAGUACUGCCGAGAGCACCAUGUGGACCUGGUGUCUGUGACGUCCGAGCGGGUCCAGCGCUGGGUGAGUGAGCUGGCUAACGGAGCCUCCACUCCUCACGUGUGGGUGGGCCUGCUCCACUCCUACGGUGUGGGCUGGUACUGGGUCUGUGGACAGACCGUCUGCUACAACAACUGGACCCAAGGGCACCAGCAGGUGGAGUCCUUCCAUCAAGGAGUCGGGGCAGUGGAGUCUGGAGGGGGGCAGUGGGUCAGCAACCUGACUAAGACUGACCAACUCAACUUCAUCUGCACCAAUGUGGAUGGUUGUGACUGAAUGAAUCCUCCUUGGUCCAGAGCAGGCUUGGAGAAACUCCUCAGGGUCCUCCAGCUCCCAUUCAUGUGCACCUCUCAUUUACAGCUACUCGCUAUCCUCUCAUUUACUCAUAAGCAACUCUACAGCUACUACAGAACACUAUCCACUCAUUUACUCAUAAGCAACUCUACAGCUACUACAUACAGAACACUAUCCACUCAUUUACUCAUAAGCAACUCUACAGCUACUACAUACAGAACACUAUCCACUCAUUUACUCAUAAGCAACUCUACAGCUACUACAUACAGAACACUAUCCACUCAUUUACUCAUAAGCAACUCUACAGCUACUACAUACAGAACACUAUCCACUCAUUUACUCAUAAGCAGCUACUAUAUACAGAACACUAUCCUCUCAUUUACUCAUAAGCAACUCUACAGCUACUAUAUACAGAACACUAUCCACUCAUUUACUCAUAAGCUACUCUACAGCUACUACAGAACACUAUCCACUCAUUUACUCAUAAGCAACAUUACUAUCCACUACUAACUACUAUCACAUUCACCAUAUUGUACUACUAUUACCAUUAUAUUCAUAUCUUACUCUUCUGGUGUACUGAUAAGUCAAGAGAUUAUAUUUACUCUUCCAGUGUGAAAUUGAUAUAUUAUAAUGCUAGAAUUUGUAUUUGUUGUGUUGUGUCUGUUAGCAAUGACGUCAUGAUUUGACAGGACAAGUGUGCAGUUUGUCAACUUUCAGUUGCAAUUUCAAGUUUCAAGUGCAAUUGUGUGCUGAAUGUGUGCUGUUCCUGACAUGACUAUUUCUGAUCAGUGUGAUUGACCGUUCUUAUCUGACAUGACUAUUUCUGACCAGUAUGAUUGACCUUUCUUAUCUGACGUGACUAUUUCUGAUCAGUAUGAUUGACCUUUCUUAUCUGACGUGACUAUUUCUGAUCAGUGUGAUUGACCUUUCUUAUCUGACAUGACUAUUUCUGAUCAGUGUGAUUGACCUUUCUUAUCUGACAUGACUAUUUCUGAUCAGUGUGAUUGACCUUUCUUAUCUGACAUGACUAUUUCUGAUCAGUAUGAUUGACCUUUCUUAUCUGACAUGACUAUUUCUGAUCAGUAUGAUUGACCUUUCUUAUCUGACAUGACUAUUUCUGAUCAGUGUGAUUGACCUUUCUUAUCUGACAUGACUAUUUCUGAUCAAUAUGAUUGACCUUUCUUAUCUGACAUGACUAUUUCUGAUCAGUGUGAUUGACCUUUCUUAUCUGACAUGACUAUUUCUGAUCAGUAUGAUUGACCUUUCUUAUCUGACAUGACUAUUUCUGAUCAGU
Molecule: messenger RNA, 2193 nt
Organism: Sardina pilchardus (European sardine)
Lineage: Eukaryota; Metazoa; Chordata; Actinopteri; Clupeiformes; Clupeidae
Product: C-type mannose receptor 2-like
Exons: 4
Coding region: 30-881 (283 amino acids)
Source: RefSeq, a predicted model, not a curated record